UCACUCAUCACAUUUUCAGGCUCUCACAAGUAUUUCUUCUGUUUUUUCUUCUUUCUUGUGAAACCCCUUGUCUUGUACACACCCCACACUCUAAAAAUGCUCCAAGAUUCUAUCUUUUUUAUUUCUUGCUCUCCUCAUCAUUCCUAAUGUACACAAAAUACAAUUAUGAAAUAAUGUAGGGGUUUUUGUUGGUGGGUGUUUGUUUUUAGUAUCUGGGCUGUGCUUAUUUUUGGUGUUUGUGAGAAUUUGGUGUAUAGGGUUUGUAUAGAGUGUGAAGAUGAGUGAAGCAGGAGGGUCUGUCUUGGCCAUUACUGAGAAAAAGGCUCAGAGAGCAAGUGGUGGUGGGUGUGGUGGUAUUUUCUUCCAGCUGUUUGAUUGGAACAGAAGGUUUGCUAAGAAGAAAUUGUUUUCAAACAAAUUGCUUCCACUAGGUUCCAAGAAGUUUGGAACUGAUGAUAAGUUGCCUAAGCUUAGACUGAUGUGUGAUGAAAAAGGUGAAGCCUUUUCAAAUGGGAAGAAAAAUGGGGCACGAAAUGUUGAUUCUGGGCAAAAACAAGGAAUGAAAACUCCGACAUUGGUGGCUAGGCUUAUGGGUUUGGAUUCUUUGCCUGCUGUACAGAGGAAUAAGUCGAAGAAAGGUUAUGAACUUGGGGUUGAUAGGGGGGAAGAAAUAGCUACUGAUAGUUGUGCACUUGCCAGACAGCAGAUAGAAGUGGAGAAGGCGGGUUCUAAGCAUGAAUCGAGGCCUCAGAAGCUACAGAAGACGGGGGGUUCUGAAAGACGAUCAGUAAGCAGGUUUGGAGCUGAGGGGUUGCAGUUUAAGAACGUCUUGUCAAGAUCAGGUAAGCAUCAUCAUCCUAAAUUUGUCUCACCAGUGAAAAGUCCCAAAAGUCUUUCAAAGAAAAGUGCAUCUCGGUUGAUUGGUGCUGCUACUAGAAUUUUAGAACCUGGGUUGCAAGCUAGGAAUAGAGCAAUAUGUGGUUUACCUUCUUCGAGUCAACAAAGGCAUCAUAAUCCAACAGAUGCCCACCUGGUCGAGGCAGAAACAGCUGUGUCCACUGAUCAAGCCGAAUGUUCAACAUAUUAUGAAAGUGAGGUCAGGCUAUCUGGACAAUCUUCUUGUAAAAUUUAUGGAAAAUCUGUUGAUUUUCUGGAAUCAAGAUCAUAUUUGGAAGAGCAGCGAUCUGUUUCAGAUUACAUGGGUUGUUCUUCAUUUGGGUUUGAAAGUAGACAAAGAUUAUCGCCUGAAACAGGAAAAGAGAGCAUUUUCUCAGCAAAUCCUGUAAAUUCCUCUGAUUGUACUUUUCAACCACCGAGCAAUGUAAAUCCUCGGGCUGAGUAUAAUAUUAACAGGGCAGCUCUUCGUAAAGGAGGUCAAACUCGGUGGCAAUUGACAAGCCAACAGUAUAAGAGACAAGAGGCUUCACCUUCAUCUGUCUGCUAUGAUCAAAACAUUUAUGUCCAGGAUCAGGGGAUUCUAAGGAUGGAUAGAAUUCCGCCAAGGUCCACAUAUUCAGUUGACUUGAGGAAAGAACCCUUAAAUCAAAGACCACCUGUCCGCAGCUCUAGAAUGCAUGGUAAAUUAGACAAAUGCGGAUAUGUCUCAGAGAGAAGAUCAACUGAUAGGCGAUAUGAUCCAUUAUCCUCUGCAAGGAAGCGAAGAUCUGUAAAUGUUGCUAGAGAAGGUAAUGUUUCUGGCUUUGCUGGUUCCCCAGUCGAUAAAGAAAGAUAUAUCAAUUCCAAUGCAUCAAGUCAAGCAUUUGUAAGAGGGGAUGAUAAAUCCACAAACCUUCCUUGCAUUGAUAGCAAUUUGGCUCGUCCAGGAGAAAUUAUCAGAAUCAGUGACACCAGCAAUGGUGAUGUUUCCUUCACAUUUAGUUCCUCAAAGAAGAAUAAGGAGAGAAUACUAGCAAAACCAGAUGAUAGGGAAUAUCAAAGUGAAUGUACAUGUACCCACAGCUCACAGAGAAGUUCAGCAUUUGAUACAAUCAACAGAAAGAGGCAAACUUGCUUUCAGAAAUUGCCUUCUCCAGGGGAUACUUUAAGUGUCCUUCUAGAACAAAAGCUGAAAGAGCUAACUAGUGAAGAGGAGAAUGCGAUGCCACUAGAAGGUUCCCCACUUAAGCGAACAUCUGCCAUUAUUCUUCAAGAGCUAAUAUCUGCCUUAACGGUAGAGAGGUCUUUCGAUGCAAAUGAUGUGGUUGCCAGGCCAACUGAGAUAGGCGAUUCAUCUUGUUGUGAGCAUACCUCGGGUUCACAUCCAUCCUUCCAGGCCAAACAGAAAGUAACAGAAGCUCAAGAAAGGUAUUCAAAUGAUAGCAAAAACAAUAAUAUGAGCCCAUUAUCUGUUCUUGAAGCUUCCAUUUCAAAUGAGAGCUGCUUAUCGAGCAGUAUUGAUGGUGGUUCAGAUUUUUCCUACAACGAAGCACAACAAUUGGAGCCUGGUGUUGAUGGAUUGCAUGGCGUAAACUCAUUAAGCAAAGAAAGGCGUAGUAUAGAGCUCGUGGCUGAUUUUCUCAACAGUAUCUCUGAUGUUGUCUGUAGUAUGGACCUUGUUGAUUCUAGACUAAAAGGAAGCAAGCUAGCCCAUGCAGAGGAAGUCAUACUAAAUGCCGAGUUAGUAUUUGGGAAUACUUUCCAACAUAAUCCAGCUGAGAUUAAAGGUUUCUCAGUAUGCUGGUUUCUUGUUAAUGAACUUGAAACUCUUGGUAGUGUUUUAUGGACGAACUUUGGAUGCUUUUCUGAAUCUCAGGACACUGAGGGAAAUCUACUUAAAGGAUUCCUGUUUGAUUGUGUCAUUGAGUACUUGGAUACAAAAUAUGUUCCGAGCAUGAAAGGUGGAAUAAAAUCUUGGAGAGGCCUGCCAUUAUCCAUGAAUAAUGAAAUGCUGAUUGCAGAGGUGGUUGAAGAAAUCAGAAGCUGGACGAGUUGCACUAGUUUUGUUCUGGAUGAGGUAAUGGACAGGGAAAUGGGCAAAUGGACUGAUUUUGACAUAGAAGCUUUUGAAACUAGUGUUGCAGUUGACGAGGGAAUACUACAUUCUUUACUAGAUGAAAUUGUGAUCGACCUUUGUCAUAGAGAUCAAAGUUUGUAUGUAUAGAUGGAGCGGUGUCCUGGCUAUUUGUAACUUGUCAAAGCCAUGCAGAUGCAAUUUCUUCGCAACUUAACAUGUCCAGGUACAGUCUUAGUGUCGCGCAGCUGCACUAGUUCCCUUCUGGUUCCUAAAAGAGGUGCCAAGUAUAUCUGUAAAGUUUAAGAAUGUUAUCUAUUGACUCAAGCUACUAUUGUGAAUCAACUUCUAUUGUACCCACCCUUUGCUAAUCGAAGAACAAAUAU
This is a messenger RNA of Daucus carota subsp. sativus, 3336 nucleotides long. RefSeq lists its product as uncharacterized. The record is from RefSeq and is a predicted model, not a curated record. Bases 278 to 3100 code for a protein of 940 amino acids. NCBI's taxonomy places the organism in Eukaryota, Viridiplantae, Streptophyta, Magnoliopsida, Apiales, Apiaceae. The transcript is spliced from 5 exons.